CGCGUGCAGUCGCUGCUGGGCCGCGCGAAGCCCGGGUUUCCACCGCCGACACAGCAGACAGGGACCCGGGCCGGGGCGUUACUGGCGGAGGCUGGGAGCAUGAGGCUCGCGGACUGGCGGCUGCGCUGGGCCAUCGCCCUGCUCCUCGUCGCGGUGGGGGCUGCAGCGCAGGGCGAGUGCGGGAGGCGCGAGUUCCGGUGCCGGGACGGGAAGUGCAUCUCCUACAAGUGGGUCUGCGACGGCCGCGCCGAGUGCAGCGACAGCUCCGACGAGGCCCCGGAGACGUGCAUGUCCGUCACCUGCAUGGCGGGAGACUUCAGCUGUGGCGGCCGUGUCAACCGCUGUAUUCCUCAGUUCUGGAGAUGUGAUGGCCAGGUGGACUGCGAGAACGGCUCGGACGAGCAGGGCUGUCCCCCCAAGACGUGCGCCCAGGACGAGUUCCGCUGCCUCGACGGCAAGUGCAUCGCCCGCGAGUUCGUGUGCGACGCGGACCGCGACUGCCUGGACGGCUCGGACGAGGCCAGCUGCCCGGCGCCCACGUGCGGCCCUGCCAGCUUCCAGUGCAACAGCUCCGCCUGCAUCCCCGAGCUCUGGGCCUGCGACGGCGACCCCGACUGCAAGGACGGCUCGGACGAGUGGCCGCAGCGCUGCGGGGCCCGGGACGCGGCGCCCCCGCGCGACGACAGCCCCUGCUCGGCCCUCGAGUUCCACUGCGGCAGCGGCGAGUGUGUGCACUCCAGCUGGCGCUGCGACGGCGACCCCGACUGCAGGGACAAGUCCGACGAGGACAACUGCGCCGUGGCCACGUGCCAGCCUGACGAGUUCCAGUGCUCUGAUGGGACCUGCAUCCAUGGCAGCCGACAGUGCGACAAGGAGUAUGACUGUAAGGACAUGAGUGACGAGCUGGGCUGCGUCAAUGUGACCCUGUGCGAGGGCCCCAGCAAGUUCAAGUGCCGCAGCGGCGAGUGCAUCCCCCUGGACAAGGUGUGCAACUCGGCCAGGGACUGCCAGGACUGGUCGGACGAGCCCCUCAGGCAAUGCGGGACUAACGAGUGCCUGGACAACAAUGGCGGCUGCUCCCACAUCUGCAGCGACCUCAAGAUCGGCCACGAGUGCCUGUGUCCCGAGGGCUUCCGGCUGGUGGACCAGCGGAGAUGUGAAGACAUUGACGAGUGUCAGGACCCUGGCGCCUGCAGCCAGCUCUGCGUGAACCUCGAGGGCGGCUACAAGUGUGAGUGUGAGGCGGGUUUCCAGCUGGACCCCCUCACCAAGGCCUGCAAGGCCACAGGCACCAUCGCUUAUCUGUUCUUCACCAACCGCCACGAGGUGAGGAAGAUGACGCUGGACCGCAGCGAGUACACCAGCCUCAUCCCCAACCUGAAGAACGUGGUCGCCCUGGACACGGAGGUGGCCAGCAACAGGGUCUACUGGUCUGACCUGUCCCAGAGAAAGAUCUACAGCACCCAGAUCGACAGAGCCCCCAGCUUCUCCUCCUACGACACUGUCAUCGGCGAGGACCUGCAGGCCCCCGAUGGGCUGGCAGUCGACUGGAUCCAUGGCAACAUCUACUGGACCGACUCCGUCCUGGGCACCGUCUCCGUGGCCGACACCAAGGGGCUGAAGAGAAAGACACUCUUCAAGGAGAAGGACUCAAAGCCGAGGGCCAUCGUGGUGGACCCUGUUCACGGCUUCAUGUACUGGACGGACUGGGGGACGCCCGCCAAGAUCAAGAAGGGGGGUCUGAACGGCGUGGACAUUUACUCGCUGGUGACGGAGGACAUCCAGUGGCCCAAUGGCAUCACCCUGGAUCUUUCCGGUGGCCGCCUCUACUGGGUUGACUCCAAGCUCCACUCCAUCUCCAGCAUCGACGUCAACGGCGGGGACCGGAAGACCAUCUUGGAGGACAAGAAGAAGCUGGCGCACCCCUUCUCCUUGGCCGUCUUUGAGGAUAAAGUAUUUUGGACAGAUAUCAUCAACGAAGCCAUUUUCAGUGCCAACCGCCUCACGGGCUCAGACAUUCACUUGAUGGCAGAAAACCUGUUGUCCCCAGAGGACAUUGUCCUUUUCCACAACCUCACGCAGCCAAGAGGGGUGAACUGGUGUGAGAGGGCCGCCCUCCACAACGGCGGCUGCCAGUACCUGUGUCUCCCGGCCCCGCAGAUCAAUCCCCGCUCGCCCAAGUUCACCUGCGCCUGCCCCGACGGCAUGGUGCUGGCCAAGAACAUGCGCAGCUGCCGCACAGAGACUGAAGCUGUCGCGACCACCCGGGGGCCCUCCACAGCCAGGCCUGUGGCCAGCUCGACGGUCAGGCCGACAGGCAGCUCGGCGGUGGUGGGGCCGAAGCACACAGCCAGCUCGUGGUCCAUGGCUAGCCCUGAGCUCACCACGGCUGAGACAGUGACGGUGUCCCAUCAAGCCCUGGGCGACGCUGCGGGCAGAGGCGGCGAGGAGAGGCCCCGGGGUGUGGGGGCCCUGUCCAUCGUGCUCCCCAUCGCGCUGCUCAUCGUUCUGUGCUUCGGGACCUUCCUCCUCUGGAAGAACUGGCGGCUGAAGAACGUCAACAGCAUCCACUUUGACAACCCUGUGUACCAGAAGACCACGGAGGACGAGGUCCACAUCUGCCGCAGCCAGGACGGCUACACCUACCCCUCGAGGCAGAUGGUGAGCCUGGAGGAUGACGUGGCGUGAGCCUCGGCCUGGAGUCUGGGCCUCCGGAACCGCCAUCGGUCAAGGGCAGGAAGAGACUUUCUCCCUGGACCCUUGACCUGCCCCAGCCCUUCCUGAGCCCCCGACGCCCUCCUGUUCGUUCACCGACGGAUGCGACCGAGAGCACGGCUGGCGGCCGCGCUGCCUGCCAGAACUUUGUUCUAUAUAUUUAUUCGUCUGGGAGGCAGAACGGGCUUCCGACGGCGCCCACGGGACGGCUUGGGGUGGGACUUCUGUCUGUCUGUCUUUCCAUCUGAGGGAGAAGAGGAGAAACCGAGUGAGCUGGGGUGCGUGUCUGUCCUCUCCGGGGACGUCUGACCUUCCAGCCUCUCCCACUGGCCCCAGCUGAGGGACUGAUGGGUGGAGGGACACAGAGUGAGAAAUAAGUGGCUUCGGGCACCGGGGAGCAGGUGCUGCCCACAGGGCCCCAGGCAGCCACUGCGCCCCCUUCCUCCAGCCGGAGCCCCCAAACUCAGGAGUGAGCGUGUCCACCUCCACCUCGCACGUCUUGCUGGAUGGCCAGAGUCUGCUGCUCGUCUGCCACCCCCAGGUCAAGAUCCAGCCGGGUUUGUGGCCUCCCCUUAAGCCGGGAGGGGACUCCAGUAUCGUUGGCGACGUGGCUGAGUCCCGCUUUCUGGGGGUGGCGCCGGCUAAGCCCCAGCCAUUCACAAAACCUCGACAGUUUCCAGAGACAGCCUGAGCCACCGAUCGCUCUUAAUCUUCUAUGAAGUGCCUGACACCGGGUUCCUGCGCUGGGGACGGCAGCCUGCGGCCCCCACAGCAUCCUCCCAGCCGGGGGGCUGCCAGGCCCGGCCCCCGCCCCCGCUCCCACUCCCUCCGGGCCUCCUUGCACUUUUCAGCCCAGAGUCGCACACUGUGUAAAGCCGACGUCCGUGUGGUUGCUUGGCACUAUUUCCCUUUGCUUGGACCGGCCCAGGCCAGUGACCCAGUGCUUCAAAGCCAAGAUCGGGACGCUGGCUAGUGUCACCACGUCUAUGCAGAUGCCCUCGAGCCAUUAAUUUCCCCGACAUGACUGUUGUCAUGGAUGGGUGACCAUCUGAACCGUGCACAGCGGUCCAGCCCUGCCACAUGUCCCUUGGCUCUGUCACUUUACGGGACUUCUGAAACCAAAAUUCUUUCUGCAGGUGUCACCUGUGUGGCUGCAUUUAUGACCGAAGAGACGGGGGUGGGGGGAGAUUGUCAAUUAUUCACUACCCAACCACGAAACACUGUGCCCCCCCCACCCCGAGGGAAACUGUGAAACCUGUUGUCUGUCUGAAGCUGUAAAUAAACCGUGUCCAGAGCAGGGGGCGGGUUUUGUGAUAUUUGCACUUUGUAUAUUGGUUGAAACAUUUAUCACUUAUAUAUAUAUGAAAAAAAGAGCUAUUUAUUUUUGCAAACCCCAGUUGCUGCGUUGGCUUGCCGACCUCCCGGGGCUCAUUGUCUCCGAGAUGCCUCGUCUUUCUGUACAAAGGUUAUUCGUGCCGCCCUGCGCCCUGCUCUCCGGAGAAUCGGGUCCGUGUUGUAUAUAUGGUUGCUGGGGGCGUCGGUGUCGCUUUUGGAACCGCUGUAUAGAAUGUUUUUAUAGCCUGAGUGUCUUCCUGUGAGGGAUGAAAUUUCUUAAAUGAACCAUUUGGCUUAAA
This is a messenger RNA of Equus quagga, 4349 nucleotides long. RefSeq names its product low density lipoprotein receptor (gene LDLR). The transcript has 18 exons. NCBI's taxonomy places the organism in Eukaryota, Metazoa, Chordata, Mammalia, Perissodactyla, Equidae. The record is from RefSeq and is a predicted model, not a curated record. Gene Ontology annotation, molecular function: calcium ion binding; protein binding. Bases 100 to 2688 code for a protein of 862 amino acids.